Messenger RNA from Cladophialophora psammophila CBS 110553, 1560 nucleotides. RefSeq lists its product as uncharacterized. The coding region runs from base 1 to 1560 and encodes 519 amino acids. The record is from RefSeq and is a predicted model, not a curated record. Lineage: Eukaryota; Fungi; Ascomycota; Eurotiomycetes; Chaetothyriales; Herpotrichiellaceae. The transcript has 4 exons.
AUGGCAAAGGCAAUCAAGAUAGAGCAAUUACUUCUGCAAAAUCCGUCGACGUCGGAUGGGGAAAAGCCACGACCGCGCACGCCCGCUGUGAGGAAGAAUGCCACCCAGAACCGUCAUCCGACACCUCGUCCGGACCUGGUGCUGAAGACCUCAUCUACCGCUCUCGUACCGGCAAGUUCGCCAGCCACCGACCGAUUUUCAUGGGAGCUCGACAAGGAGGAAUUGACGUCGGUCCGACGUCGAAAACGAAAAUCCCCCGUCGAGGAUGAGGUGUUUCCGACGAGGAAGGCCAUCAGGCUCCCCAGAUUUUCCGUCAACAUCUUCCACUCAGAGCCAGUCAACGUCUUUCCUAUUCCCAACGAAGGCGUAGUUCCGCGCAUGGUGAAGUAUUACUUGCAAGUUUGGGCGGAGCAGCAUGGUCGAGCACUCGCCUUUGAGGGUCAUCCAAAACCAUACCAGUCACUGGUGUUUCCGUACGCUCUGGAGCACGCGGUACUGUUUGAAGCCAUGGUGGCGCUCAGUCGUGCGUCGUGGCUUCUGCAGGAAGGAAUCCCUUGGUCCAAGGACAGCGCGCUUGCCUAUCAUCGUGCCAAUGCCUUCGCUGCGCUUCGCCUGAGGCUGACGUCUGAAGUAACGUGUGCGGAUGACACCACGAUCUGCACCAUUGCGGCUCUCACGACAAUCGAUUACAUGCUCGGAGUCCACGAAGGCGCAGAACACCAUAUUAAUGCUAUGCAACAGAUCCGCAAGAUUCGAACCGACCUCAAAGGUGACACGCCGUGGCAAUACUUUGUCAUUUCCGCAAUGAAAGCUUACGAUGCGCUGUGGCAGUUUGUCAAGGAUAGAAACGAGGCUACUACCAGUAUGGCCCAGCUCUCCAUCGAAUCACCUUUGCGUAAUGACCUACCCGUCUAUCCCUCUCUCCCGUUCAACAUCAAAGUCUGCGAGGCUCUGUCCAAGGUUUCGACCUCUUUUAACGACAUGGCCAUGGCGGGCGAAAUGUCCAUUCAAAUGAUCGAUAUUCUGGCGAAUCUAUCUACAACAGCAAGAGGCGAUGGCAGUGCCACUCCAACCAGCUCCCCUCCGAGCUCACCUGGAGGGCGAAAUUUGUUGAACACAAUCGCUGAUCUCAGGUGUUUGUCGGUGAUGGCCACGACUUCCAUCGAGCACCAACUCUGCUUUGGCGUGAUUGGGACCUGCUUCACCCUCCACUUUGGCGACGGCAAAAUCGGCGAAGAGUUCAACGAAACACUCCAAGAGCUUGAAGAUAACCUAAUCGGGAACGGCAAGCUCCGGCCGCAGCAAGAGAAAGCCCAGAAGAGCCACCGAGAGUGUCUGAUUUGGGUAGCUGUGGCAGCUGCAGGUGCCCUCGAACAGUCUGAACUGUUAUCUGCCAUGAGUAUGGUGUUGGAUCAGACUUUGGACAAAUAUCCCGAAGAGACCGCUCAGUGGGAGACACUGGAGGGAAUACUGAAGAAAUAUCUGUGGAACGAUCUUCUGGCACAGCAUUGGAAAAGAUGCUGGGGAAAAGCUAUGCAUCGGCGGUCGAAUGCACGAUAG